AUGUCCAUCCCAGCGCACGAUCGCGGGCCCAUCGCGCGCGCGAUGACCCAUGCGCGCACCUGGGGACACCACGCGAGGGGAAAGCGUUCGAUUCCCGCGCGUGGACACGGCGACUCGAACGCGAUGGAUGACGAAGACUACACGUCGGAUGAGAACCGAACGCCGUUUUACACCCAGAGCGAGCGAAAAUUCCUCGAUCUGAUCACGAUACAAGCCCUGAAGAACGUUCUUCAUUACUUACAGGAGUCGAACGGGGAGAUGCACAUGUUCCUGCACGACUACAUUCACCAGAACCCGUUCAACCUGAGCGAGAGCGCGAGCAUGGAUGAUUGGCUGGUCGGUCUGGCAGCGCAACCGCUGCGACGGGUGAAGGAUCCGAGGCGAAGCAGUGUUCCGGGACACGCUGCGGAGGAGGCAGCGUUGAGGAAAGGACGCGAAGUAUCUCCGAGAGACGUGGUGGAGCGCAUCAUCCAAGCUCGGACACACGUGGCGGACGAGCUCGUGGGUGUUCGGGACCAACUGAACGUGAAAAACAGUGCCAUCUUCACGAGAGCGCUCAAGACGUCCGUGAAGUUGAGCGACGACGAUGUCUGA
This is a messenger RNA of Ostreococcus tauri, 594 nucleotides long. RefSeq names its product unnamed product. Bases 1 to 594 code for a protein of 197 amino acids. The transcript has a single exon. Lineage: Eukaryota; Viridiplantae; Chlorophyta; Mamiellophyceae; Mamiellales; Bathycoccaceae. The record is from RefSeq and is a predicted model, not a curated record.